Molecule: messenger RNA, 641 nt
Organism: Spodoptera littoralis (African cotton leafworm)
Lineage: Eukaryota; Metazoa; Arthropoda; Insecta; Lepidoptera; Noctuidae
Source: the annotation of a GenBank genome assembly
AUGUACAAGAGCAUCGUACUGCACCAUACUCACGAGACCAAACACCCUGUACACCACGAGGAGCACCAUGAAGAGCACCACGAGGAACAAGGCAAGAAACACGAACAGAACCACCAUGAUGAACACCAUUACGAGCAGUACUACCAUGAUGACCACCACCACGAGCAGUACCACCAUGAUGACCACCACCACAAGGAACAACAUCAUGGAGAACACCAUCACGAGGAACACCACGGCCACGCCUCCUCGUCACAGAGCAUCAAGCAACACCACGGACAUGGCACCGAGAAGCACGUCGUCUACUAUUCUCACCCUAAAUAUGAAUUCGCGUACAAAGUGGAGGACCCUCACACCGGUGACAAGAAGUCUCAACACGAAGCUCGUGAUGGUGAUGUCGUGAAGGGCGUGUACAGUCUGCACGAGCCCGACGGUACUGUCAGAAUCGUGGAGUACCACGCUGACAAGAAGACUGGAUUCAACGCCAACGUGAAGUUCGUCGGUCACGCCAAGCACAUCGUUCCUGAACACCACCACCACCACUGAUUCUGAUCUCCAUUGUUAAAUAACCUCAUUGUUGAACCUUAUGUCUAAGUCAUUAUUUAUUUUGUUUUCGCAAGAAUUUGUUGUAAAAUUGAAUGUAA